AUGGCAAAACUUUUGAGAUUAGUUAUUGUCACUCUACUUCUUGGCAUUGUAUUCAGUAAGGAUUCCAUUCUUUUUCCAGGUAAUCUUAGACAUCGUGUAAUUUAAUUUCUCGGAGUUUAAAUAAAUUUUAAAAGGCCAAAACGAUUCUUUUUCAGUCCCUUCACCUCUUUGGUUUCAAGAACUAGGGGGUUUGGUUUGGUUUUUGGCCCUUUCGUUCUUUAGUUUGGGGUCGUUUUGCGACCUUUCAAGGGUCCUUUUGGCCCUUUUUAAUUAACAGUAUAAAGUUAGUGUAUCGCCAGCUUUAUGCGAUUUCCGAGUUCAAGUGUCUCUGAGAGCAAGAAAAACUAGUGUAUUUAAUGCAUUGUAUUUAAUUAUGAUGGUAGAAUUUAUUCAAAAAGAGUGAACAAUCCUGUCCGAAAUUUGUAGCACUGCACAAAAGAGAACAGUUAUAGUCAGACAACACUUUUCUUUCAGGGGGUGAUACAGCGUUUCAAAAAUGGUUAAAUGAAAUAUACACUAGGACCCAAAUCGAUCCUACGACCAUGAAGCGGGUGACUGACUACGUAACAGAGCAGAUCAAGUUAAUAACAGAUGAAGUGAAAAAGCUUGACAACUGUUUUGAUUUUGUUCAACUGCCUGGCUCAGCUGCAGAAGAUCUAAAGAUUCUCCAGCCGGAUCCAUUUAAAUUUGUUCUUUACAACGAAAAAUGGACGAAGAAUAUAGACUACAACGAAGAUACGAAUACGCCUGGGUUUGCGUUCGCGAUUGAGGAGAAAACAACCUGCCUUGACACGUACGUUAACACAAGCGAAGUAUUUAUUAGUAGUAUUUAAAGUAUAAGUUGGAUCAAGUAAGUGUAUAAGUUAACUAUACAGUGCAUGAAAAGGAGUAUCCAGGUCAGUAAAUAGAAUCUUCUACAUUUGAUGAAUGAGACGAAACAAGCCUCUUCAUGAGGUUCUUAAUAGGGUCCAUUUCCAGUACCCUGAGAGCAGAGCCUGAUUUCCCCUCGCGUAGAAAAUAAGGCUCUGCCGUUUUUGUGUUUAAUUUCUGUCGAGCAUGCUCUGUUUCCAAUAUUAUGACAAAACAUGUCAAAGAUCACUUGUAUUUUUAGAAUGACUGCUAAAUUUAGAGAACCAAUCGCAUGCAGUUAUCGCUACAUGCUGGGUGCGUGCAACUGCACGUGCUGUACAAUUACAACAAUAUAGAUAAUACAAAAACAUUUUCAAAUCGAUAGCUUUGACACUUGUCAGUUGUGAAAUCAAACUAUAUAUUUUUACAAUUGCUGACUUGCUUGUUUAUUUUAUCCUGUGUUACUUUUCAGUAUAUGUUAGUUUUUAUCAGUCAAAUUUCGGUUAUAAAGUAUAAAGUUUUAAAUUUUGUAAAUAUAUAGCGGGCUCAAAUUGUAGUCAUCGGUUUACAUGCAAAACGAAGACAUCAAAAAAUAUUUAAAACCGGUUAGAACUGGUUUAUUACCGGUUUACUUCGUCCAGAAUUUUGGACGAACAAAAACACGAAAAUGGCAGAGCCUCAUUUUCUACGCGAGGAGAAAUCAGGCUCUGCUGUCAGGGUAUUUUUCCAGCUAGUUGUGCAGGUGAUGAAAUUUUAAAGGCAGAUCUAUAACAUAACUGUGGUGUUAAAGUUACUACAUUUUAAACAUUACAGUAGAUUAAUAAUAUACAAGCGAUAUUUAAGACUGAAAAUGGUUUUAAAUCUCACUUUUCAGAGUUUAUUAUAUCAUGAAACACAUUUAUUUGGUACUGUAGAAAUCACCGUCAACUCCACCAAAAAUCACCACUCUUAUUUCCAUUAUUCCAUAAUUAUUAAAUGCGUACCAAAUAAGAACCUUUUCCAAAUUUCAGACUGAAUUAGUGGUUCUUACGAAAAAUGCAUCAGUCUCUAAACGGAACAUUUCUUAGGCUACAGCAUUUUAAUCCAAAAGGUUUACUGGAAUUUCAUGUAAUACCUCAAAUUAGAAUAUGAAAACGAGACGGACAUCGCGGACAAACGCCAACCGCAUGCGCGAGUCUACACAUGUGGCGGGGAAAUGUCUGCAAAAACAAUAGGAGUAUAAACAGAAAUAAGAAAGCCAAAGGAAACGGCUAGAGGUUUAAGUUACCGCAUCUUUAUUGUGGCAAGACAAAGUCAUAUCGAGUCUAACCCCCUCGCAACUUUCUUUACCUAAUUUGCUACAGCUUGCUUACUCGCCUUAAAUUACAAAACAUAAUCCCUUGAGUGUACCUUUCUUUAUUUGCUUAAGAUAGAACACAAAAUAUACGUACUGGUACAAAAAUGAUUGAAUGGGUAGUUGUAUUGUGACUUUAAGUGAACAGAAAUGAUGGCGUAUAUGGUUGAAUACUUUGAUAUGCAUAUUUUAUAAAUCUUCCAGUCUCAGCGGAUUCAACUGCAAUUUAUCCCUAUGCAAAACGCGUCAUUUGGAUGAGCAAUCGACACUCCAAAUUGGUGUAUCCCUUCUAUAGGCCAAAUUCAACGUUUUGAUUUCAUGCUCAUGAAUCAUUAAUUUGAUCCGGUCCUCGGACUGAAUUAAUUUUAAUCUAGUCCUAGAGGACUGUGUCAUUACGCUUUAAAUUAAUAGGUAUAUCCAGGAUCAUUGUAUGGGCAAAAUGGAGAAGGUUGGAGGGAGGCGAAAGAAAAAGAACUUUUCCCUACCUUCUACCCCCCCCCCCCCCACACCGGCUAGCUAAAUAAAGCAAUAUGGUUAGCUGAUUUACUUAAGAAUUAUUAAUUAUUUUCAAGUUGAAGUAAUUUGCAUAAUUGCCUAAUUUACAUACAAGCUAUUUGGAAUGAAGUGAGUCCAUAUACCAAGCAAGCUGAAAUUUUUCCUUGACCGCGAUGGGAACUGAAUCGGCGAUAUUAGGCCCUGCCGUGAUCAAGGAAAAUUUUCAACCUUGCUCGGUGUGGACACACUCAGAGUAGCUUCAUCUCAAAUAUAUACAUCAUGUCUUAACAGGUAUAAACUCAAAGACCCCCAAAAUGGAAUCGAUCCAGCCAAAGUGAGAGCUCAUAUGCUAGAGAUCGUGACAAAAGCUUUGGGGAUAGUAGGAAUUAAAACAAAGGAUACGCCGGUCGGUCCGUCUAUUAAUUUCCAAAUACCAUCCAAAGAAAAUUCGUUCGAGUAUAUCGACAUCGAUUUGGUCUUAUACAUCAAGCAGAAUGAUUGGCCAAAGAGUGCUGAUCCAAAAAUAGACCCCACAUUGAAGGCAGUGGGUGUUGGACUUGUCGCAAACGUACUCGAACCACCUCAAGAUAGCAGACUUUGGCAAAUUUCAUUCUCCGCUGCGGAAAUAAAGCUUUUCGAAGGCAUCGACGCAGAUGGAGGAUCCCGAAAGAAACUGUUGAAAAUCGCGAAGUACUUGAAGAUAGCUAGCAAGUGGCCUGAAACCAUCUCCUCGUAUCACUUGAAAACCGAAAUAAUGAAGAUGAACCGCGACCAUCCAAGCAAAGAUGACUGGACCGACUCCAAACUCGUUCCUCGCUUUAACGAAUUGAUCUUAAAUUUCCUUAAAGCACUUGAAGCAGGCAAAUUACCAAGUUUUUUCAUUCCUACCUUCAACCUGUUCCAAGGUACAGAUCUCGGUACGGCCAUCGAAAGAGUGGAGAGUUUGAUCAGUGCAAUCGAGACCAACCCUGAUUCAUGUUUCCCACCAUCAAGCGCGCCCUGUGCUCCCUCCGAUGGUCUGUCUUAGAAAUUACCUUUGAUUACUAAACUAAAGAAGUUAUCUUCUUUUUUUUAAACCAACGAGCGAGAAUGAAAUUGAGAUUGUA
This is a messenger RNA of Paramuricea clavata, 3783 nucleotides long. The record is from the annotation of a GenBank genome assembly. Lineage: Eukaryota; Metazoa; Cnidaria; Anthozoa; Malacalcyonacea; Plexauridae.